Molecule: messenger RNA, 1869 nt
Organism: Alnus glutinosa
Lineage: Eukaryota; Viridiplantae; Streptophyta; Magnoliopsida; Fagales; Betulaceae
Product: protein PHR1-LIKE 1-like
Exons: 8
Coding region: 354-1667 (437 amino acids)
Molecular function (GO): DNA-binding transcription factor activity; DNA binding
Source: RefSeq, a predicted model, not a curated record
UUGGGAGGGAGAGAGAGAGAGAGAGAGAGAGAGAGAGAGAGAGAUUGUUGAAGUCAAGGAGACUACCAAAGCGCCCAUUAUCUCUAUCUCAUAUUCGUGCGGUACCAGAAUCUUUCGCUGUUGGGUGCUUUUCUCUAUCCAUUCUUUGCGUUCGUUUCAACUCCAGCCGCCUCUGAGCAUUGAGUUUCGACGCUAGAAGUGCUUUGGAGUGGUAGUGAACUUGAGAAAUAACAAGAGAUGGCUUAAGAAGCUCUAUUACUGGGCUUGUUAUUCCAAUUUUGUUGGCAGCAAAUAGUGAGUUUGUAGUUGGGGUUGAGUAUCUGACAGUGGUUAGCACUCUCAAAGCAUCAACAAUGAUGAACAUGCACCCUGCUUUAUCUGUUCAGAGAUCAGGUGCAAAGCAGCUCAGUAACUUGGGGGCUUCUGGAGCUAUGUCUUCAGCUUUUCCAGUUCUCCCUCCCCUUGUUGAAGACAAGUAUACCAAAUAUCCAGAUUCUUUUCAGGUUACCUCAGGAAGGGAACUGAUGACAAAUUCCAAUCCAGCGCAGGCUCCUGCAUUAGGUUCGAACAGCAGUAUUGAUGGGAACAUGUUUACCUUCUCUCCUGGAUUCCCAUAUGAUGUUCAUUUUUCUUCAGUUUCACCACAUGGACAGAAUUCCCAAAAUUCUCCAUUCAUUUCCCAGUCAUCAACUGAGGGAGCACCAUUCCCAACAACCCAUUCUUCCCAUCUGGGCAUACAAUCUACAGCAUUGAUUAAUCACCAUGAUGGAAGUCAGGAUAUCCCUUGGUGUCCAGAUCCACUUGACGAUUUCCUCAAUUUUCCUCAAAGUGUCUCUAUUCAGAAUGGUCAGGUGGAAAGCAGUACCGGUGUCAUAACAUCUGAGGACCAUGCUAGGAGAACUGAUCUGCAGUGGGUUGAUGGAUUAAUCUCUGAGAUGGAUCCAGAUUGGAAUGAGCUUCCCAAUGUUAAUGUAGCAGAUCCUGAACAAAAGCUACAUUCUGUACCACCUGGAGAUUUUCAUGAUGUCACUAAUACGUUGCCCAAUCCACCCCCUGCAAAGUCGCGAAUGCGUUGGACACCAGAACUUCAUGAGGCCUUUGUGGAAGCUGUCAAUCAGCUUGGUGGUGGUGACCGAGCUACUCCAAAGGGUGUCAAAAAUCUCAUGAAUGUUGAAGGCCUGACCAUCUAUCACGUAAAAAGCCACCUGCAGAAAUAUAGAACAGCCAGAUACAAACCAGAGUCAUCAGAAGGAACUUCUGAGAAAAAAUCAACUCCUAUUGAAGACGUGAAAUCUGUAGACCUAAAAGCGAGUAUGGGAAUCACUGAAGCAUUGCGGUUGCAGAUGGAACUGCAGAAGCGGCUUCAUGAACAACUGGAGAUUCAAAGAAAGCUGCAAUUGCAAAUUGAAGAACAAGGGCAGCAUCUUCAGAAGAUGUUUGAGAAACAGAAAGAGAUGGAAGAUGACAGGAUAAAGGCCUUUGCAUCGAACCCGGAUGAUGACAAAUCAGUAACCUCAAAACCGGAUCAAGAUAAAACCGGGGCACAUGAAACCAAAAGUACCGAGGAUCGGGGACCAGGUGACGGCGGCGACUCUGAUGCCCCACCGACGAAACGACCAAGAGCAGAUCAAACAGCAACAUCAUCAAUCAAAUCUGGAUCUGAUUGAAAUCUUAUACAAUGUCAUUUUGCUUCCCCUUUAGCUGACAGGGUAGGCCUGGAUAGAGGGUUAUAUAUGUGCAGUAGGGUGGAAUAUGCCAUCAGAAACCAGGAGAUGUUUGCGGAGCUUUAGGCAUUAUUGUUGAUGUAAAUCACGACAUGUUUUCUUCUUUUAGCAAAGAAACGAAUGUGGAGUUCUGAGGAUUUAGUCU